AUGCUCGUCCAAUUGUCCCGAGCUACUCGCGCCGCUUCGGCUGUCUCUCGGCUGGCGAGGCCCAGCGCCGUCCAGAUGAGGGGAUUCAUUGCCCCCACGGUCUCCCGAAGAGCCGACUUCGUCCAGGAGCUUUACCUCAAGGAGCUCAAGGCUUACAAGCCCACUCCUAUCAAGGAGUCUGACGCCCAGGGCCAGGUUCAGACCUUCAACAUUCCCCAGACCCCCAAGUCCCCCGAGGAGGCCGACCUUGCCGCCAGCCUGAAGGAGUACGAGAGCAUGGCCGUCGAGGUCGAGGGCCAGGACGCCGAGGCCGUCGCUGCCGGUGGCCAGCCCGUCCAGCGCGACUGGCUCAUGAUUGAGGAGGAUGAGGAGGAGGCUCACCACUAA
Messenger RNA from Colletotrichum truncatum, 387 nucleotides. Its product is annotated as mitochondrial f1f0 atp synthase subunit. The record is from RefSeq and is a predicted model, not a curated record. Gene Ontology annotation, molecular function: proton-transporting ATP synthase activity, rotational mechanism. Gene Ontology annotation, biological process: proton motive force-driven ATP synthesis. NCBI's taxonomy places the organism in Eukaryota, Fungi, Ascomycota, Sordariomycetes, Glomerellales, Glomerellaceae.